AUGCGUGGUCGAGACGGACAAAUGCCGUCAAGGUAUCACCGCCAAGACACGGGCGAGCAGGUUUUAGCCUGCUAUCAAGACGAGCCCAAGAGCGUCACCUUGAUGGUUGCAGCGCCAUUUCUCCCAAAGUGGUCUUCUCAGCUUGCCAUUGCAGCCAUGGAUGAGGACGAGUAUCCGGUGGAGUACUGUUCUGAAGCAUUCGCAGGUGACUGGAUGACAGUGGAUGGCGGCUGCGGUCUUGGCCUGUCAGCCGGCGGCCACCAAGCCAUCAAGGUUCUCAGCACCCCUCGAAAGGGCUGGCCAUCAAGGUUCUCGCGGGCAGAUUUCAAGCGGCCUGGUAGCAUGGAGGGGGGGCUGCCCAGGCGCGCAUCCACAGCAAAAACCCACCCGCCUAGGACGGCCAACGGAGGAGCAAUCACGUCGCUCACGCGGGCAUGGAAUGCUGGCCUUGUCGGCCUUGCUGGCCCAGGUUUUGCAGGUCGCUCGUCUCCGCGCGCGGGUCGGCCUUGCGGCACCGGUUGA
Messenger RNA from Thermochaetoides thermophila DSM 1495, 522 nucleotides. RefSeq lists its product as uncharacterized. Bases 1 to 522 code for a protein of 173 amino acids. The transcript is spliced from 3 exons. Lineage: Eukaryota; Fungi; Ascomycota; Sordariomycetes; Sordariales; Chaetomiaceae. The record is from RefSeq and is a predicted model, not a curated record.